GCUCUCGGGCGCGCGCCCGCAUGGCGCCUGCGCAGAAAGACGUGGGACAAGCGCGCCCCGGGGCGGUCCCGGCGCAUGCGCGCUGCGGGCUCCGGGUCCUCCCGGCCCGAGGGAGAGGAGCAGGGAAGAUGGCGGCCGUGGUGGAGAAUGUCGUGAAGCUCCUCGGGGAGCAGUAUUACAAAGAUGCCAUGGAACAGUGCCACAAUUACAAUGCCCGCCUUUGUGCUGAGCGUAGCGUACGCCUGCCUUUCUUGGACUCACAGACUGGAGUAGCACAGAGCAACUGCUAUAUCUGGAUGGAAAAGCGACACCGGGGUCCAGGGUUGGCCUCUGGGCAGCUGUACUCCUACCCUGCCCGACGCUGGAGGAAAAAGCGACGAGCCCACCCGCCAGAAGAUCCUCGACUCUCCUUCCCAUCCAUUAAACCAGACACAGACCAGACCCUGAAGAAGGAAGGCCUUAUCUCUCAGGAUGGCAGCAGUUUAGAGGCUCUCCUGCGCACUGACCCUCUGGAGAAGCGAGGUGCCCCAGAUCCCCGAGUUGAUGAUGAUAGUCUGGGCGAGUUUCCUGUGACCAACAGUCGGGCUCGGAAGCGGAUCCUAGAACCAGAUGACUUCCUGGAUGACCUUGAUGAUGAGGACUAUGAAGAAGACACCCCAAAGCGUCGAGGCAAAGGCAAAGCCAAGGGUAAAGGUGUGAGCAGCGCCCGUAAGAAGCUGGAUGCUGCCAUCCUGGAGGACCGGGACAAGCCCUAUGCCUGUGACAUUUGUGGGAAACGUUACAAGAACCGGCCAGGCCUCAGUUACCACUAUGCCCACUCCCAUUUGGCUGAGGAGGAGGGUGAAGACAAGGAAGACUCUCAGCCUCCCACGCCUGUUUCCCAGAGGUCCGAGGAGCAGAAAUCCAAGAAAGGCCCUGAUGGAUUGGCCCUCCCCAACAACUACUGUGACUUCUGCUUGGGGGACUCGAAGAUCAACAAGAAGACCGGACAGCCUGAGGAGCUGGUGUCCUGUUCCGAUUGUGGCCGCUCAGGCCACCCGUCUUGCCUCCAGUUCACCCCCGUGAUGAUGGCAGCAGUGAAGACCUACCGCUGGCAGUGCAUCGAGUGCAAGUGCUGCAACAUCUGCGGCACCUCCGAGAAUGACGACCAGCUGCUCUUCUGUGAUGACUGUGACCGUGGCUACCACAUGUACUGUCUCACACCGUCCAUGUCCGAGCCUCCUGAAGGAAGCUGGAGUUGCCACUUGUGUCUGGACCUGCUGAAAGAGAAAGCAUCCAUCUACCAGAACCAGAACUCCUCUUGAUGUGGCUGUCCCCUGCUCUCCCCCACAUCUAGGGUUGUUUCUUUCCUCUUAUUUUUCACGCCCACCGUCCCUCCUCCAUCUUUCACAAGUCCAGAGAACCUUGGGGUGGUUGUGCCAACCUGCCUUUGGCAGCAGCAAGCUAGGGUGGAGCUCUGACCACCUCUGG
Messenger RNA from Elephantulus edwardii (Cape elephant shrew), 1470 nucleotides. It is a transcript of the gene DPF2, whose product is annotated as D4, zinc and double PHD fingers family 2. Gene Ontology annotation, cellular component: nBAF complex. Lineage: Eukaryota; Metazoa; Chordata; Mammalia; Macroscelidea; Macroscelididae. Gene Ontology annotation, biological process: nervous system development. Bases 21 to 1304 code for a protein of 427 amino acids. The record is from RefSeq and is a predicted model, not a curated record. The transcript is spliced from 11 exons.